AUGGCUCUGGACAGCAGGUGGAAGGAGCUGCUUUUGAAAACGUUGAUGGAGCUGGGGGAGGACGAUUUCGAGUACUUCAAGUUCUACACGGACUUGCCUACAAGUGUACGUGAAAACGCCCGACGUGUGAACAUUGCUGACAAACUGGUGAUGAAGUACGGCGCGAAAACUCUGGAUGAGACCAUCAAGAUUCUGGAGAAGAUUGACAACAAGAACUUGGCCGAGAUGUUGCGUCGCAACAUGCUGGAAAUAAAAGGCGCCGUCUUCUCCGUCCAUGAUGAAGAUCAGAUUGCCAGAUUGAAGGUAGACCUGCAAGGUAACAUGCGGAGUUCAUACAGCUUUGUUCCCGAGGGCAACACCGAGCGCUGGAAGCAGCAGCAGCCUCUGGCGGACGUCUACUCGGACCUGGACAUCACCUACGGGGCUGACGUCAGCCCGGACAAACGGCACGAGGUCCUUCAGAUGGAGACCUGUGCCACGGCGGCCAAGGAGUCUAUCCUGCCAUGCGACAUCUUCCAAAGCCCUGACGGGAAGCAGCGACCGAUACGCACGCUGCUCACCGUCGGCUUCGCGGGAAUCGGAAAAACCUUCCUGCUUCAAAAGUUUGUGUGGGACUGGGCCAGCGGGAAUACAAACCAGGACAUACACUUCAUAUUUCCCUUCACCUUCCGCGAAUUGAACACAGACAAAGGGAAAAGCUUUACGCUGGCAGAGCUCAUUCGACGCUACGUUUGCGAGAGCAGGCACAUGAGCGAGGAGACUCUGAACGAGAUAUUUGCCAACCUGCAGACGUCUGGGAAGCGGGACUACGAAAGCAGCGGGAUCAAGAUCUUGUUUGUCUUUGACGGACUGGAUGAGUGCAACUUCAAAAUCGACUUGAAAAAUGAGAUGAAAGUAGACAUGGACGUGACGCAGGCCUGCCCCCUGGAGGUGCUCCUGGCGCACCUCAUCAAGAGGAACCUGCUUCCGUGCGCCCGGGUUUGGAUCACCACGCGGCCCACGACGGCCCAUGAUAUCCCCUCCAACCUCAUCGACAGCAGAACAGAGGUGAAAGGAUUCAGCGAUUCCCAGAGGCUGGAGUACUUCAGGAAAAGAUUCCCAAAUGAAGAGCGCGUCACAAAGCACAUUCGGAAAUCUCGCACCAUCUUCAUCAUGUGCCACCUGCCUAUCUUCUGCUGGCUCACCGCCACAGUUCUUCAAGAUCAUUUGGACAAAGAGAACGAGGAAGAGCUUCCCACAACGCUGACCGACAUGUUGUCAGAGUAUGCUUUGAACCAAUUUGAAAAGUCCAAUGAGAGACAGAUGACAGAGUACAUCCAUUACGUGAAAGCGCUAGCAAAGCUGGCCUUUGACCACACCAUGAGUAACCAACAGAUCUUCUUCGAGAAGCAGCUGGUGGAAAGCGGCUUUGAUUAUAGCCAAGCCGCAAAACACUGCGGAAUAUUUACCGAGGUGCUGAAGGAGGUCCGCCCGCUCAGAAGAAACCAACAGGGCAAGAUGUUUCAGUUCGUCCAUCUGACCAUCCAGGAGUAUCUGGCUGCAUUCUACGUGAUGAUGAGCCUCUUCCACGACAACAAGAACGUACUGGCUGAUUCAGACUUGGCACCAGAAAGUGAAGAAGAAGAAGAAGUUGAAGGUGAUUGGAAAAUCACUGAGGUCCAUCGGUCAGCUCUGCAAAGAGCCUCAGAGUGUGAAGGAAACCUGGAUCUGUUCGUUCGCUUCCUCUUUGGCCUCUCCUUGCCCUGCAACCAGGAACUCUUGGGGGAACUGCUGAAGGUUCCUCGAGACUUUAGGCAAAGCAAGUCAAAGACAGUCAAGUUGAUCAAGAAAACGAUCAGACGGAACACUCCAGAGAAGAACGUCAACUUGUUCUACUGCUUAAACGAGCUGAAGGACGACUCUUUGCUGAAGCACAUACAGGAGGAAAUUGGGUACAGAUCUCUGUCCUGGAUUCCAAUGACAAAUGAAAUGUGGUCGGCUCUGGCCUUCUUCUUACUGACAGACGAGGAAACCAUGAAGUCCUUUGACCUGAGGAAAUACGACCCAUCGCCUUUGGCGCUUGAGAAGCUGUUGGUGGUUGUCAAGGCCUCUGAAAAAUCGGUGCUAUUCAAUUGUGACCUGAACAAACACAGUUGUCACCUGCUGGCAUCCCUUCUCAGCGCUCCGUCCAACCUUAGGCAACUGGUUCUGACCCUUAACAAUCUGUCGGACGAGGGGGUCGAGAUCCUCUCCAAAGGACUGGCCAGCCCACACUGCCUCUUACAAGUCCUCGUGCUGGACCACUGCGGGAUCACGGCGCGAGGAUGCGUAUCAUUGGCUGGGGCUCUCAAGUUACAUCCCUCGCAACUUCAAGAGAUGCGCCUGAGCAACAACGAAUUGUCAGACGAAGGGGUCGAGAUCCUUUCAAAAGGACUGGCCAGCCCACACUGCAUCAUAAAAGUCCUUGAACUGGAACACUGCUCGAUCACGAAGAGAGGAUGCGUUUCAUUGGCGGAGGCUCUCAAGUUGAACCCCUCCCAUCUUCAAGAGCUGGACCUGAGCUACAACAAUCUGUCGGACGACGGGGUUGACAUCCUCUCGAAAGGACUGGCCAGCCCACACUGCAUCUUACAGGUCCUCAAUCUCUCAAAUUGCAACAUCACGAAGCGAGGAUGUAUUUCAUUGGCUGAGGCUCUCAAGUUUAAUCGCUCCCAUCUUCAAGAGCUGCGCCUGAGCCACAACGAUUUGUCUGACGAGGGGGUCGAGAUCCUCUCAAAAGGACUGGCCAGCCAACACUGCAUCUUACAAAUCCUUGAGCUGUCAUGGUGCAAGAUCACCAAUAAAGGAUGCGUGUCAUUGGCCGAGGCUCUCAAGUUAAACCCCUCCCAUCUUCAACAGCUAAUCCUCGUGUGCAAUCCAUUGGGAGAAGAAGGAAAGAGGGUCUUAAUGGAUGUUCAACAGGAUCCCAGCUAUGGCCUGAUGACCGUCAGAUCGCUGGGUGUCGGCGCUACAGGCAAAGCUGUAUCGCACGAGAAGGUUGGCGUGCAGCGACUCCACUACAAGGAAGUGGAGUUCAAGGUGCAGGUCUAUGACGCUGCUACCAAACUGCUGACAAAUCCUGAGGGUCUCCUCCAGAGUGUUCUCGCCGUGCUUCUUCACCAACUCAACUUGAAGGACUGGAAGUCGUCCUGCCCCAACUCCAACAGCGUUUUCAACAGCAGGUCCUUCAGCCCGCUGUCCAAAGCCAUCGUUCUUCGUUGUACACGCGUGAGCGAGGGGCAGCUGUCAACUGCUGGCUUCAGUUCUCAGCUUUCCAUCCAACCUGAGGAAGCUGAGAACGAGCUGUCGGAUGAAGCGGUGGAGAUCCUCUCGAAAGGACUGGCCAGUCCUCACUGCAUCUUAGAAUCCCUCGAGAUGGUCGAAUGCGGGAUCACAGAUAAAGGAUGCUUUUCAUUGGCCGAGGCGUUCAAGUUAUACCCCUCUAGUCUUGAAGCACUGGAUCUGAGUAAAAAUAAUCUGUUGGACGAGUGGGUCGAGAUCCUCUCGAAAGGACUGGCCAGUCCAAACUGCAACUUAAAAAUGCUCAGGCUACAACAGUUCGGAAUCACGAAGCUAGGAUGCGUUUUUUUAGCCGAGGCUCUCAAGUUAAACACCUUCUAUCUUGAAGAACUGAAUCUGAGUAAAAAUAAUCUGUUGGACGAGAGGGUGGAGAUCCUCUCGAAAGGACUGGCCAGUCCAAACUGCAACUUAGAAAUACUAAGGGUACAAUCCUGUGGAAUCACGAAGCGAGGAUGCGUUUUUUUGGCUGAGGCUCUCAAGUCAAACCCCUCCCAUCCUCAAGUGGUAUACGUGAAAUGUAUAGAAGUGGGACCAAGAGGAAUGCAGGCCUUCGAUGACAUCAAGGGUCCCAGCUUUCGCCUGGUCGUCAACUAA
Nerophis lumbriciformis (worm pipefish) is the source of this 3912-nucleotide messenger RNA. The record is from RefSeq and is a predicted model, not a curated record. NCBI's taxonomy places the organism in Eukaryota, Metazoa, Chordata, Actinopteri, Syngnathiformes, Syngnathidae.